UUGUUUUUCGUCUGGUUUACUAUUCAGGAUUUUGACUUCAGAUUGGAUCCUUUUUUGAAGGUUUACAAACUGAACAAAUGCAUGUGGGUAAUAAGGGAGAAUGAUUUCCCAGGUUUUCAUCUUGUCCUCGAAGGGCGAUCACCUCAUUUAUAAGGACUUCCGUGGUGAGGCAAGCAGUGAUGUCAUCAACGUGUUCUACGAGAUGGUGACGUCCUUGCGUGGAGACCAACCACCAGUCGUCAUGAGUCGUGAUGGCCUGCAUUUCAUCCACAUCAGACAGGGGGGACUCUAUUGUGUUGCCACAACAACAGCCAACCCCUCGCCCUUCACCAUCAUCGAGUUCCUUAACAGACUUGCAGGCCUGAUUAAGGACUACUGUGGCAGUCUGUCUGAGAAGUCGGUGAAGAUGAACUUUGCCCUGAUCUACGAGAUGCUGGACGAGAUGCUGGACUAUGGCUACAUCCAGACGUCCUCGGCUGACAUCCUGAAGAACUUCAUCCAGACAGAGGCAGUGAGCUCCAAGCCUUUCAGCCUGUUUGACCUUAGCAAUGUGGCGCUGUUUGGUGCAGACACGCAGCAGAGCAAAGUGGCCCCCAGUGCAGCUGCCAGUCGGCCCAUAAUGUCCAGCCGAGACCAGGGAGGGAAGAACGAGAUCUUUGUUGAUGUCAUCGAGAGGCUGACUGUGGUCAUUGCUGCAAACGGGGUUCUGAUGAAAGGUGAUAUUCAGGGGGAGAUCAAGGUGAAGUGUUACAUGCCCAGCUGUUCAGAGAUGAGAAUAGGACUGAAUGAGGAGUUCAGCAUAGGGAAGUCCCAGCUGAGAGGCUACGGGGCGGCGGUGCGGGUUGAUGAAUGCAGCUUCCAUCAGUCCGUCAGGCUGGAUGAGUUUGACAGCUACAGGAUCCUGAAAGUGUGUCCCAGCCAAGGAGAGCAAACGGUGAUGCAGUAUCAGCUGUGUGAUGACCUGCCCUCAGCCCCACCCUUCCGUCUCUUUCCCACUGUCGAGAGAGACAACAGUGGCAGGUUGUUAAUAUACUUAAAGCUCAGGUGUGACCUGCCACCAAAGAGCGCUGCUCUGAAUGUCUCAGUCACAGUUCCUGUACCCAAGGGCUCAUUAAGUCUGUCCCAAGAGCUGAGUAGUCCUGACCAGAGUGCGGAGCUGCAGCCCAGCAGUAAAGCGGUGCUGUGGGAGAUACCUCGAUUCCCUGGGGGGGCCCAGCUCUCUGCCCUCUUCAAGCUGGAAGUUCCUGGCCUAAGCGCUGCUUCUCUGUUGGAAGUAGGCCCAGUCAGUCUGAGUUUUGAGCUCCCAAAGCACACCUGCACAGGCCUGCAGAUCCGAUUCCUCCGCCUUUCCCCCACCCAGCCAGGCCCGUCUCAGCGGUGGGUUCGCUAUGUGACCCACUCAGACUCUUACACCAUCCGCAUCUGACACACAGACUCGCACGUACGUGCACACACACGUUCCUCCACUUCAGUGGGGUGACCUCUGAGCCUUGCACUGCUGGCCAGGGAUGACCUCUGAACCCCCAUACUGUUGCCUGACGAUGGCCUUAACGCUGCUGCUUCUGGAACAGAAUGGCUCGCUGUGUGCAUAUGUAAGCCUGUCAUGGACUGAGUGUGUGAGUG
Molecule: messenger RNA, 1623 nt
Organism: Megalops cyprinoides (Indo-Pacific tarpon)
Lineage: Eukaryota; Metazoa; Chordata; Actinopteri; Elopiformes; Megalopidae
Gene: ap4m1
Product: adaptor related protein complex 4 subunit mu 1
Exons: 16
Coding region: 101-1426 (441 amino acids)
Biological process (GO): protein targeting; Golgi to lysosome transport
Cellular component (GO): trans-Golgi network; cytoplasmic vesicle; clathrin adaptor complex
Source: RefSeq, a predicted model, not a curated record